UAAAAAAAAAAGGAAAUACUUUUUGUCGUUUAUUCUGUGUUUUCAGAUCAUUUUAUAAAGUUUUAAUAAAAAAAAACAUUUAAAAAUGCCCCAAACUCAGAAACAAUAUGUUUGUGAAAUAUGUAAAAAAUGUUUUUCACAUAUUGGUUAUUUAAAGAAACAUCUACAAAGGCACACCGCAGACAAACCAUACGUAUGUGAAGUGUGCGAAAAAAGUUUCGCUCUAUUCGAUUAUUUAAAAUCACAUAUGAUAACACAUAAAGCAGAAAAACCAUACGUUUGUGAAGUGUGCCAAAAAGGUUUUGCACGAUUCGACAAUUUAAAAGCACACAUGAUAAUACAUAUGGCAGAGAAGCCUUUUGUCUGUGAAGUCUGUAAAAAAAGUUUUGCACAUAUCGGUUAUUUAAGAAAGCAUCUACGGAGACAUACUGCAGAAAAACGUUAUGUUUGCGACGAGUGCGAUAGAGAAUUUUCACAAUAUGAUUAUUUAAAAACACAUAUGGCCACGCACACAUCAAAAAAGCCACAUAUUUGUGAAGUUUGUGACAAAGGCUUUGCACGACUGGAUCAUUUAAGAAUACACGUGAGGAUACACACAAGAGAGAAACCAUUCAUUUGUGAAGUAUGUAAUAAAGGUUUUACACAUAUUAGCCAUUUAAAAUCACAUAUGAGAGUACACACCGGAGAAAAGCCUUAUGUUUGUGAAGUUUGUAAAAAAGCUUUUGCAAGAAUUGGCGAUUUAAAAAGACAUACGAGAACACAUACCUGUGAAAAACCGAGUACGGGCAUUGUGUAAUAAAUGUUUUAAAAAAAAUUUAUAAUUUAAAAAUAUAUGUGCGAAUGCAUACUACAAAAAAAUCUUAGUUUAUGAAGCGUGUAAAAAAGAUUUCGGGUUAAUUUGUUGUUUAAAAUUGCAUCUACAAAUACAUAACCCAGUGAAACGUUAUAUUUGUGAAGUUCGUGAAAACUAAUUCCAUUCAUUGGUAGUGUAAGAACAUGUUUCUGAAGAUUGUAGAAAAUGAUUUUGUUCAAGUUUAUCAUUUAAAAUACUUCUGAGAGUAUAUACAUAUCGCACAUAAGGUAUUAUAAAGUCUUAAUACAGAACCGAGUAGAAGAAAAUACAUUUUUUAAUAGUUAUUAGUGAGACAAGAGAGAUGUUUGCUUUUACUGAUGAAGUUUAAAGUUGUAGUUUAAAUAUUAAUGUAUUUCUAUAGUCUAGCAGAACUAUAUAAGAAUUAUACAAUAAGAUGUAAAAUUUUCCUACAUUUCUCAUGAAAAAUUACAUAAUUUGCAUAAGGGACAUUAUGAUAGAAGUAAUAUAAAAUAGUGUAAGUAAUUAAAAAGUUUAAAUGUUCUGGAGAAUUAAAAAAUUGAUCUAUAAAGGAGAUUGCCCAUUCUUGGUUUCGUGUUAUACUAUGAUCAAAUAUAUAUUAAAAAUUAAGUUUUUAUUUUUAACAAUUUCCUCAAAAAUAUUAAGUUAUAACUUCGCCGGAUAUAGAAGAUUAAAAUAAUUAGUAAUUUAAAAACUUCCAACCUAGUGUUAGUUCAAUUUUCCCAAUUGAAAAGCAAAGAUAUUAUAUAUUUAGGAUUCAGAAGAAAAACCAUUUAAAAAAAAUAACAAUUUAAACAUUACAAUUUUUGUUAUUCUCAAACUCUAAUUAAUUGACUCUAAUUCAAAAUAAAUAUUGACAUAAAUCACCAAACAACCAGAAUACUGAAUAAACACUUUGAUAUUAUCUUGACUUUAAGCGCACAUUUACAGAGACUUAAAACAAUGACUCACACACACCAUGUUCACGACUACCUCUCACGAACACCGCCGAUCGAAUGAAUGUUUCGAGCAAAGGCAUUGCUAUUUAUAGGCACUGUACCCUCAACAUUAUUAUAAAAUUCGUGUUUCCUAAAUCGGCCAUCCUGAAGUCGCGUCGUCCGCGGCGUGUCCUGCUGUUCGUCGUCACUUAGUUGUCCUGUUCCUCAUUGUUCUUGCUGAUCCGUGAGCUGCGGAGACAUUGUGCUGCUCGCUGCUUCUGUGAACAAAUCAGAUCGCAUUUCCCCAUGCAAACCAUUGGACAGAGGCAUCACUGAAUCGCAUGUCCCCAUGUAAACCAUUGGAAAGAGGCAUCACUGAAUCGCAUGUCCCCAUGCAAACCAUUGGACAGAGGCAUCACUGAAUCGCAUGUCCCCGUGCAAACCAUUGGACGGAGGCAUCACUGAAUCGCACGUCCACUUCGACAGAGGCAUCACUGAAUCGCAUGUCCCCAUGCAAACCAUUGGACAGAGGCAUCACUGAAUCGCAUGUCCCCAUGCAAACCAUUGGACGGAGGCAUCACUGAAUCGCAUGUCCCCAUGCAAACAAUUGGACAGAGGCAUCACUGAAUCGCAUGUCCCCAUGCAAACCAUUGGUCAGAGGCAUCACUGAAUCGCAUGUCCCCAUGCAAACCAUUGGACAGAGGCAUCACUGAAUCGCAUGUCCCCAUGCAAACCAUUGGACGGAGGCAUCACUGAAUCGCAUGUCCCCAUGCAAACAAUUGGACAGAGGCAUCACUGAAUCGCAUGUCCCCAUGCAAACCAUUGGACAGAGGCAUCACUGAAUCGCAUGUCCCCAUGCAAACCAUUGGACGGAGGCAUCACUGAAUCGCACCUCCACUUCGACAGAGGCAUCACUGAAUCGCAUGUCCCCACACAAAUCAUUGGACGGAGGCAUCACUAAAUCGCACGUCCACUUGGACAGAGGCAUCACUGAAUCGCAUGUCCCCACAUAAAUCAUUGGACAGAGGCAUCACUGAAUCGCAUGUCCCCACAUAAAUCAUUGGACGGAGGCAUCACUAAAUCGCACGUCCACUUGGACAGACGCAUCGCUGAAUCGCAUGUCCCCACAUAAAUCAUUGGACAGAGGCAUCACUGAAUCGCAUGUCCCCACAUAAAUCAUUGGACAGGGGCAUCACUGAAUCGCAUGUCCCCACAUAAAUCAUUGGACAGAGGCAUCACUGAAUCGCAUGUCCCCACACAUCAUUUCAGUGUAGCACACACCCGGCCGCCGCUUGCGUGGUUCUGCCGCAGGAACCACCGAUGGGCCCGAGCUGGCAAUGUCCGUGACGCAGCAUCCUCACCACCCGGCAAGGUCCACUGAUUCCCGGAUCUAGAUUUCCUGUAGACUGGGAGUUAUUACAAAAACAAGAUUAUCAACAUUAAAAACGGCUGCUGCUCGUCGGUGCCCGUAUCAUGUAGCUUUUGACUUCGUGGUACCAACUGAUGAGCUCUACCUCGACCUAGCUCUCGAUGAACUUCACGGCUCCGAGACAUCACGGAUUAGAGUCUUCACCACAGGUAUAGUGGCGUCUGUUCGCACCAGAAGCUACAGGGCGGAUGUCUGUUGUCUUGCGUUUUGUGAUGUUCAGAAUGAGCUGUGAUCCCCAAAUUUCAUCUGAAAAGCAUUCAGUCAACCCCAAGAAUUGUUUACUUGUUUGACGUUACGCGUCACCGAUGACUCAACUAGGGCCUGAACCCUAGGACUCGGAGGACCUAGGACCUAAAGACUCGGCUUAACCUGACCUCCACCAAAAAUUAAAUCAAAUCGUGAAUCUGUAGACUAGCGUUCGCGACUCUAACCAGAGGGCCCAUUAUGCCCCGUAUCAUUAUUAAAGUUCCGAGUUCGUCUAUCGGACCUCUGACUAUCUUAAGACGGAGCAACGAUCUCUUGGUGCACUCGGCAUAUGAGGAAACACUAUCUGAUCAGUCACUCGUGUAACCAAGCCCGCGCAUCACUCUUAAGACAGCCAGACACUCGUGACAAACAGAGUCUCCAAGCUGUAAAAGGAUCUAGCCUGUUCUACUUCCUCACACUAUAUCUUGCACGGCAAGGUCAAAGUUAGAACUAAAGUAAUCACGAGAUAGAUCUGAAUUUACGAAAUCUAAUGGUUUCGGCUAACAUUUCAUUGUUACUACGCCUGGUGAAACUAUUUUCAUCAGUAACUAGGUACUAUCGACACGGCGACGGAACAAGACGGCGUCCCGUCCGCAGGCAGCCAAAUUCACUCAUUGAGGGAGUGUAUUGCCGACUGGUAACACUAUUUUGAGCCCUUCGAUUGUUAUUUCCACCCAUCGAAAUUGAGCGUUCAGUCUCGAGCAUGUUCAAUCGUGACAAAAAUAGAUCGUAAAAUCUAUCGUGACAAAGUUGUUGAGCUAGUUACUUGGUGUUUUAUUACAUCUGGUAGGUGUGGGUACCUGACAAAAACGAAUGACAAAAUCAAACUUGUGGGCAUUGUUUUCUUUUCUCGUUUUUAACGAAAAAAGGAUCCCAAUUCUGAAUUUAGGAUUCAGAAGAAAAACCAUUUAAAAAAAAUAACAAUUUAAACAUUACAACUUUUGUUAUUCUCAAACUCUAAUUAAUUGACUCUAAUUCAUAAAAAAUUACAUAAAUAUUGACAUAAAUCACCAAACAACCAGAAUACAAAUUAAACACUUUGAUAUUAUCUUGACUUUAAGCGCACAUUUACAGAGACUUAAAACAAUGACUCACGCACACCAUGUCCACGACUACCUUCUCUAACGAACGCCGCCGAUCGAAUGAAUGUUUUUUUUUUUUCCUACCUAUGCUGAUAGCCUUGAGAGGCUAUUUCAGCUUCGCCCUAACGUUUGUAGGUGAGCUCACGGGGCUCAAACCUGAUGACGUUGCUAACACGAACCCUAGCAAGAGCCGUGCUUCGCAGAAUCUACCACCGGAAGCCGAAAGUAUGGCAGAGGAUGACGGAAGCUGGAGCCCUCUAUCUGGACCUUCAAAGGGUCAGAGUCGAGGACCAGUCUCCGCUCAUCCAAUGCACGAGGUGCCUCGCAUUUGGACAUGGUCGUAAAUUUUGCACCGAGAGUGUGGACAGAUGCAGUCACUGUGGAGGACCGCAUCUGCGCGAAAAAUGCGCAGACUUUAUCGCAGGGACCGAACCGCGGUGCUGCAACUGCUCACACUCUGGGUUGCGGAAGGCUGACCACAACGCUUUUAGCGCCGAAUGCCCGGUACGAAAAAAGUGGGACUACUUGGCUCGCGCAAAUACCACAUAUGCAUGACCAUGCAGGACAUUACACAACACGUACACACAGACACAAAGCACACAGAAACAAAAACACAACACACACAAAUAUGAAAUACACAACAACACGAACACAAAUGAUAUUCAGAAGGUAUAUUGAAUAUACACGAUGAUAUCAGCACAAGAACACUUACAGGAACAAAAAAUGCGAAAUAAAAUGAAAAUUGUCUAAAGAAAAUAGUCAAUAAAUAUAUAUAAAUUCAGUAUAUAUAUGUUAUUGCCUAGGCAAAUGAGUUUUUAAAAAAUAUAGAAAGAAAGCACAAACGUCACAACACUACAGAAAUCUCACCAAACCUGCUAAAGGCAUAAUAAUAGCAAACAUAAUAACGAAAUAAACUUCCUGUUGUAAGAAUAAUGAAGUUAGGAAUAUAAUUAACUAAUACCGAACGGAAGAAUGUAGCAAUUAGAUGGUAAUUAAGAGUAUAUACUAAUGUAAGUUUUAUAGAUAUAAGCUAAGAACUAAGAAAAAAGUAAUGUUAGAAUGUUAGAAAUAUAAUAAGUGUAAUAAAAGAUAAGUAUAAUAGUUAAAUAAGUAAAGAAAAUUGUAAUUAAAAUAAGAACAAGUACGCAGUACUUGUAAGGAAAACCAAUAUAAUAUGUAAAGUAUAAAUACUACCGUAGACAAACUAGAAACAAAAAUAAAACUGUACAAACUUUAUUUUCCUAUAAUAAAAGAAUAAAAAUAUCGUAGCAUAGAGAAGCGGGAGUCCCACCCGGCAAAGAAUGAAUGUGGAAGGAUAUAAGAAAGAUUAUGUAUGCGGCUUGAAAGUGCGAGAGGAAUACAUGUGAGAACUUGAAUGAAUGAGUAUAUAGAUAAAUAAGGACCCGGUGUUCUCAUGAUCGGGGAAAAGCAGAAUAAAAAAAAAAAAAAAAAAGAAUCUACCACCGGAUCGGAAACGCGACCCACUGAGAAGAUACGGCGAGAAACUCAGUGGGCUUUGUCUGGGAGUUAAUUUACUCGUCGAGCCCUUCGUCGCAAGCGACGGGUUCGACGAGAACGGUGACCGGUGCUUGAAGUACCUAGAAGCACCGUUAGUGGAUCGGGAGGAUCCGAGAUGACGUGUUUUGGGCGACGUCGACUGCUUUCCAUUCUGUCCGCAGGAUCGGGAAUGUAGUUACCGGCGGCCACGAUGAGAGGGUUCUCGUGUCGUGCCGCUUUAUCGAAGUAGUGAAUGUUUCGAGCAAAAACGUUGCUAUUUAUAGGCACUGUACCCUCAACAUUAUUAUAAAAUUCGUGUUUCCUAAAUAUAUCAUACAGCCUAAUCUUUAAAAAAAUAUGAUUUUAUGGAGUGAAAUGAAAUGAAGUUGAUUAAUUUGAGACAUUAAUCAAUUGGCAUGAAAUGAUAUGGGUUGAAAUAUAAUCUUGUAAGAUGAUGGUUAUUUACUGAGACUUUGAAGUCGUCGUGACCUAAGGGUUAAGACGUCCGGUGCAUUCGUGUUGAACGACGCACCGGUGUUUGAAUCUCAGGCGGGUACCAAUUUUUCUAAUGAAAUACGUACUCGACAAAUGUUCACGAUUGACUUCCACGGUGAAGGAAUAACAUCGUGUAAUAAAAAUGAAACCCGCAAAAUUAUAAUUUGCGUAAUUACUGGUGGUAGGACCUCUUGUGAGUCCGUGCGGGUAGGUACCACCGCUCCGCCUAUUUCUGCCGUGAAGCAGUAAUCAACCUUAUCCGCCAACAAAUAAAGUAAUUUUUCCCGUUAUAGCUUUGAAAACUAACAUCAUUUUAUUUUAUUUAUUUUUGCUUCUUGAAAUAUCGAUUUCUAUUUACUACAGGAGGUAACGGAGUCGCGUUGAACACUAAAAUAAUUUAUUAUAAUUAUGAAUAAAAGUAAAAGUUUAGUUGUUUACUUUUUAUGUUUUGAGGAUUUAUGUUUGUUAGUAUCUAUACAUUACUUAUUAUUUUAUUAGCGUUACGUUUUGUGUAAUACAUAUUUUUAUAGUAUAUUUUUAUGUUUUCGCGACUAGUACAUAUAAUGAAACAACGUUUAAACGGUUUUAAGCGCGUUAUUUUUAUUACAAUGCUUCGGCCACGUUUCUGUAGCCGUGAGCAUGGAAGGCAAAGAUGUCCAGUGUCAAUGAGUGGAGUUCUUAGCUGGCUUAUAAAAGUAAUCUUUUCUUUCUCUGGCGACAAUCGAGAUCCAUUCUGCACACGUGAUUGCUAGGAAAGCUAAAAUAAAAAAAAUGGAAAGCUAAGUAUCUAAUGAGAGUCCAACAAACAGACACAAAAGCAGAAUUAACCAAUUUCAACUAACCAAUUUUGAAGUACUGCUAACAAAUUUUUAAAAAUUAUUACAUCACAAAUCUACUCCAUGUAUUUACUUUUCUGUUAAACAAAAAUUUUGUCCAAGUGUUGGCGAACCUUGGUCAACAUUUAUAGCGGUGGUUAAAAAUCGGUAAUUUUGUUUAAAAUUUAAUAUUAUUUAUUAGUUUAAAGCUUAAAAUUUUACUUACACUUCAUGUACUUACCGAAAGUAAGAUAUUCCGGCCGUUAAAUUGCUUUUUCGGGCAUUUUUUGCAACUUUUGAAUACACACUGCGGCAUUGUGAGACGGGUUGACAUUGGCUGUGUCUGAAGUGAACUAAACAAUAAAAGAGCUCACAUAUCAAGAUUUUCAAGUGAGCUGUUAUUUAACGCGACGAAUUUUUGCGCCAACCCGAAAUCUAGUUACUUUUGUUGAUCGAAGCCGAAAAGUUACAAUUUUAUUAAGAACUACUGUUCUUAAUUGUAACUUGAAGUUGCCGUUCUCGUUAACUUGCUGCCGCGAUAUUAUGUGGCAUAAGUGUUCGAUUAAUGAUUCUUUCUUUCAUUUUUAUCACUAACCCACAAAAUGACAAAACUAAAUACAAUUGUCAUCUUUCAUCCUUCAGAACCAUAUCAAAGUUUAAAUAUUUGAAAUUUUAUUUAUGAAAUUUUUAUUAUCCGUUUCAAACUUCUUCCUACUUAUCUGAUCGUUUCUCGUGUUUCGUAUCCUUUUUUAAUUUGGUUUCCCAAUCUUUUAAUUUACGUCAUUGGCAAAAAGUAAACGCUAUUGCCAAAAAAGAAAAAAAAAAUAGACAAAUAACGUAAAAGCAUAGAGUUACUAUUCUAAGGUAAGCUAUUGUAGGUAUAGUAAUCGGCAAACUUCUUGAGCAAAUGACCUUGACUGCGCAGAACCGAAUUUUAGAUCACUUUGGUGGUGAGGGUGAGGCGCGACGGCAGGGGAAAUCGUAUCGAGCGCGUUAUUGGUAGAUCAGUCGAACCUUGCGUCCCGCACCGCGCCCUCGUUCCGCUUGCUCCCAAAAGUACGCUUGCGUACAGUGAAAAGUCUAUCGUUAUUAAUCGUUAAGUUAUUUGUUAUAAUUGCUUGUUGACUUUGUUGCCAUUGCUAUUUGUUGAGUGUUUGUUGAUUUUUUAUAAAAAAUACACUAUGCCGCGACAAACUGGUGUAGUAUUCAAAAGAAAGGAUAAAAAAAUUGUGUACGACGUAUAUUGCUUCAUUAUAAAACAGGGGAAGAAUGAUAUGGAAAAAGUAAAACAGACUUCGGAAGCAACAAAAACAUCAGUGAGUACUGUUAGGUGCAUUAUUAACGAAGCUAAAGGCUCUGGCUUGCUCGCCGUGUUUGGGACUCCGGGUAAGAAAAGAUCAGGGAAGAAGAAAGUUGGAAUGGAUAGUUUCGUUCAAUCUGUAAUAAAAAUAUGUAAUCAUAAUAACUACAUAACAAGCAGCGAAACUCCGUACCGUAGAAAGGCUUCGAAAAAUUUAAAGAAGAUAUAAAUUUUAAUGGCUCGGAAUGAAGCUUACGACGAAUUAUGAAAGAGCUAGGCUUCAGAUGGAAAAAAAGAACCGAAAAUAAUCGGAAGCUGGUAAAUGAAAAAAGUAACAUUCGAUUACUACGAAUCGAAUAUCUUCAAAAAAUAAUUAAUUAUAGACAAAAAAGAAGACCGAAUCGACCGAGUUGUAAACUACGCCGAUGAGCCCUAUGUCGACUCAUCACGAUGAUAGCGACUCGGGUGAUGAAAACAGUGAUGAUGAUGAUGGUCAAGAUUAUGAUAACGAAAAAAAAAUUACAAAUACCAGCUUCGCUUUAACUGAACCAAGACCUGGCAACAGCUCUAGUUUUGACUUAAUAGAAGGAAUAUCUAUUUUACCCCAAGAUUAAAUUAUUACAAUUAUUAACCUAUAUGUUUUGUUGAUGUUCUAAUAAAUAUAUAAAUAAAUACA
Molecule: messenger RNA, 9289 nt
Organism: Bombyx mori (domestic silkworm)
Lineage: Eukaryota; Metazoa; Arthropoda; Insecta; Lepidoptera; Bombycidae
Product: gastrula zinc finger protein xLCGF3.1
Exons: 1
Coding region: 86-796 (236 amino acids)
Biological process (GO): regulation of transcription by RNA polymerase II
Cellular component (GO): nucleus
Molecular function (GO): DNA-binding transcription factor activity, RNA polymerase II-specific; RNA polymerase II cis-regulatory region sequence-specific DNA binding
Source: RefSeq, a predicted model, not a curated record